Messenger RNA from Aspergillus tanneri, 603 nucleotides. RefSeq lists its product as uncharacterized. Gene Ontology annotation, cellular component: membrane. Gene Ontology annotation, biological process: transmembrane transport. Gene Ontology annotation, molecular function: transmembrane transporter activity. The record is from RefSeq and is a predicted model, not a curated record. NCBI's taxonomy places the organism in Eukaryota, Fungi, Ascomycota, Eurotiomycetes, Eurotiales, Aspergillaceae. The transcript is spliced from 3 exons. The coding region runs from base 1 to 603 and encodes 200 amino acids.
AUGGAUUGCCAAAGUUUUAUCGGCAAUGCCUCGGUCCAACUGAGAGACUCCAUGGAAGAUAGUUCCAAUCAACGCCCCAUCUUCAGCUCUGUGCAGGGGCAAUCCACGGUCCAGGAAUCCUAUUCGGUCGAAUCGAUCAACACGAUCACGACGGUGGCUCCGGCCGUGACCAUCGUGGCGUCGAUCAUCUGCGGCGUGGUUUCGGAUAUCUACGAUGCAAAGGUAGGGUUGAUUGCGACGACGGCGGGAUUAAAUGUAUUUGCGUGUGCAGUUCUCGCUAUCUGGAAUGUACCGGUCGGACUCAAAUUCUUUGCGUUUUUCCUGUCGGGGACGGCGAACGGCAUUGCGGACAUCGUGUACGCGUGGGCGAAUGAGAUCUGCUCGGGGGAUGCAGAGGAGAGGGCGUUGGUGAUUAGUGCUAUGAAUACGGUGGGUAAUGCGUUUGGGGCGUGGAUUCCAUUAUUUGUGUGGAAAACGGUCGAUGCGCCGCGGUAUCUAGUCGGAUAUAAUUGGAAUCUGGCCUUGGAUGCGAGUAUGUUCGUGAUGGUGUUUGUUCUCAGGGCGUUUUGGGUGCGAGAGAAGAGAAGAAUGACAGCCAAUUGA